AUGUCGCACACUGCAAGGGUUCGCUCGAUAUACCGCGCCCUCCUCCGGGAGCUCCCGCCGCGCCCGUCACAGCCCCCGUCGCCGCUGCAGAACCAAUUACGGGAGACCUUCUCCUCCAAGGAAUCCACCAACGACCACUCCCUCGCACAGGCACAACAACUGGUACAAUAUCUGAAGGCACAGAGGCAAUACGUCACCCUGAUCGAGAGAUACAACCCUGGAAUGGGUAUGGACGAAGAGGAGCGGGUCAGGUUGACCGCGAGGCGCGUCGGCAUGGAUCUGCCCGUCGAGUUCAACAAGGAUGGCGAGAAGGCUUAA
Neoarthrinium moseri is the source of this 318-nucleotide messenger RNA. RefSeq lists its product as uncharacterized. The coding region runs from base 1 to 318 and encodes 105 amino acids. Lineage: Eukaryota; Fungi; Ascomycota; Sordariomycetes; Amphisphaeriales; Apiosporaceae. The record is from RefSeq and is a predicted model, not a curated record. Gene Ontology annotation, cellular component: mitochondrial matrix. Gene Ontology annotation, biological process: mitochondrial proton-transporting ATP synthase complex assembly. The transcript has a single exon.